UUAAUAUAGACGUAGUUUUUUAAACUGGUAGCAGACAGUGAUCAGUUCAUUAUUAUUUUGUGAUUCUUUGUGAAAUGCUGACGAAAUUCAUUCUACUUGCGAUAAUUAUCGCCUCCUCUAAAGCUCAACGAGGUCAUUAUGCAGGUAGUCCUCAUCCAGUCCCAGAUACAGCUUAUAGAUUUCGACCGACGAGUACUGGUAGCAGUAGUGUAAAUACCAACCCCAAUAUAGCUAGUCCUAGCGGAAAUCCUAAUAUCAACCCGGUUGUAGGCAAUAGCAAUCCUAACCUAAACAGCAGAUUUAGUGAGAAUUUUGGUCAAGGUCAAUCCGACAACAGGUACUAUUCCAAUAAUAUGGAAUCCUGGCUAGAAGAUAACGGACCUUCCGAGUAUGUAAACCAGAGACCGAUCAAUACGCAAUAUGGAUUUGAAGGAAGAGAUUUUCCUUAUGAGGAUAAUCAGGAUAUUCGUGGAGGUAAUUCACCAAUAAGUUUUGGGGACAGUCGUUCUUUCCAAGUACUGAGGGGCGGUCAAAGAAAAAAUUACAUCUACAAUCCAGAACUAGAUGCCUGGUAUCCACUCUGAUUCUAAUUUCAUUAUAAUAUUUUUCUAACAAAUUGAUCUGAUUAUACAGGGUGUAACAGGUCAUAAAUUAAACCACAUAUUCUGGGACCAAAAAUAGUUCGAAUGAACCUAACUUACCUUAGUACAAAUAUGCACACAAAAAAAGUUACAGGCCUUUGAAGUUACAAAAUGAAAAUCGAUUUUUUCGAAUAUGUCGAAAACUAUUAGAGAUUUUUUGUUGAAAAUGGACAUGUGGCAUUCUUACGGCAAGAAUAUCGUAAAGAAAAAUUAUAGUGAAAUUUGUGCACCCCAUAAAAAUUUUAUGGGGGUUUUGUUCCCUUAAACCCCCCCCCCCCCCCCCAAACUUUUGUGUCCGUUUCAAAUAAAUUAUUAUUCUGGUGCCAUUAGUUAAAUUAAAUAUUUUUAAAACUUUUUUGCUUCUUAGUAUUUUUUCGAUAAGGCAGUUUUUAUCGAGUUGCGGCUUCUUUUUUAAUAUGUUUACAUAAAAAUUUUAUGAGGGUUUUGUUCCUUUAAACCCCCCAAAUGUUUGUAUACGUUCCAAUUAAACUAUUACUGUGGUACCAUUAGUUAAACACAGUGUUUUUAAAAUUGUUUGCCUCUUUGUAUUUUUUUUGAUAAAGCAUCUUUUAUCGAGAUGUGGCUUAUUUUUAAAUAUGGUUCAAAAUAUACCUAAAAAUGUAAAUCAUAAAUAAAUUUUCAUAUUAUUACCCAGUCUCCAUAAUCGUACCAUAUACAAAUAUGUGGUGGAUUUGACAAAUAUUCAAAUAUCUCGAUAAAAACUGACUUUUGGAAAAAGUACUAAGAGACAAAAAAGUUUUUAAAAACUUGUGUUUAACUAAUGGCGCUACAAUAAUAAUUAAAUUGAAACGUAAACAAAAGUUUGGGGGGGUUUAAAGGAAACAAACCCCCAUAAAAUUUUUAUGGGGUGUCCAAAUUUCAUUAUAUUUUUUUCUUAAAAUAAUACUGCCAUAACAAUACCACAUGUCCAUUUUUAUUAAAAAAAAAUUAAUAGUUUUCGAUAAAAGCAAAAUAUUAACAAAAACAACUAAAUUAAGGCUCUAUGAAACGUUAAUUAGACCGACAUUAAUGUAUGGAGCAGAAGUGAUGAAAAUGACCAAGAGAGACGAAGAAAAUUUGAGAAGAACUGAGAGAAAAAUAAUUCGGGCAAUAUUAGGACCAAUACAAACAGCAGAGGGUGAAUACAGGAGUCGAAGAAAUAUCGAAAUAAAUGAGGAAUUGAAGGGGCAAGAUAUAGUCAGUAGAAUAAAGAGACAAAGACUGAGAUGGCUUGGGCAUGUAUGGAGAGCAGGAGAAGAAGCGAUAAUAAACGUAGUGACACAGUGGUCCCCGACCGGAAGGAGACAAAGAGGAAGACCGAGGUCCAAAUGGCUGGAAGAGGUGAAGCGAGAUCUAGAGGGCAUGGGAAUUAGAAAUGCAGAAGAUAGGGCAAGAGACAGAAGAAGCUGGAACCGGAUAUGUAAUGCAGUUUAAAAAAGAGAAGAAUGGAGGACUGAUCCACCUCGAAAACAUGGAUCUAGAGAGCCUGUAAAGGCAGCGCUACCCCCACGGGGGUGUUUUAGCCACUAUAUAUAAUAGUUUUCGAUAUAUUGGAAAAAAUCUAUUUUCCUUUUGUAACUUCAAAGGGCUGUAACUUUUUUUCCGUGCACAUUUGUACUAAGGUAAGUUAGGUUCAAUCGAACUAUUUUUGGUCCCAGAAUACGCGAUUAAAUUUAUGACCUGUAUUUUUGUUACACCCUGUAUAAAUGUUCCUAAUAAAAACUGUUUUAUAAUGCGCCUAUUUUCCAGUAGGAUUAUACUACCUAAUACUACUAUACUAAAGAACGUUUAUUUAUUACAUUAUAAUUAGAUUACAUUAUAAUUUAAGACAUUUUUAUAUUUAUUAUUAAAUUUUACCAAGUAAAUUUAUAUGUAUAUUCCAAUGGCCAUUACGAGUAGUUGUCGAGGCAUUAAGCUAAAUAAA
Molecule: messenger RNA, 2565 nt
Organism: Diabrotica virgifera virgifera (western corn rootworm)
Lineage: Eukaryota; Metazoa; Arthropoda; Insecta; Coleoptera; Chrysomelidae
Exons: 2
Coding region: 75-584 (169 amino acids)
Source: RefSeq, a predicted model, not a curated record